AUGGAAACUAUAAACAGAUCCCAUACAACUAUUGGCCCCAAGUUUGACACGGACACUGAAUGUGCCCCGGGUAAAGGAGAAAAUGCGCUGUCAACAGUGGCGGAUGAAAAAGAUGGAAUAAAUGGUUAUGUCAAUGAAACGAUCAGGAACGAUGACUUUCAGGCAGGUGUAAAGAAAAUCGAGGCCGUGACUGCCACAUGGAGUCGGAGAUCGAUGUUCACAAUCUUGGUAUUAAUAUGGUUCCUCACCUUGGUCAACAAUUUUAAAAGCGCUAUGGUGUAUAGCUUGAGCCCUUACGCCACGAGUUCUUUCCAAGGCCAUUCACUCAUAACUGUUAUAACCAUCGUGGCAAAUGCAAUGUCAGCCGCAGUCUAUAUUCCAAUGGCAAAGGCAUUGGACCUCUGGGGCCGUGCAGAGGGGUUCCUCUUGAUGAUUGUUUUCUGCAUUCUCGGAUUGGUCCUUUUGGCAACAUCCCACAACCUAGUUACCUAUUGCGCUGGACAGGUAUUUUACCAAGUAGGCUUCGGAGGACUUUCCUACAGCUGGGAUGUGCUUGCAGCCGACGUGACGGAUCUGCGAAACCGUGGCCUGGCAUUUGCAUUCACCUCGUCCCCGGCUUUAAUAUCAGCAUUUGGUGGGUCCAAAGCGGCUGCAGUCUUUUUAGACAACGUCAACUGGCGAUGGGGCUAUGGAAUAUGGGCAGUAACCCUGCCGGCUUUCGGCCUGCCCAUUUAUUUCAUGCUAGCCUACAACUUGCACAAGGCCGAGAAGCAAGGGAACUUUGCUAGAGAAAGUACAAAUACAAAAUUGAGCUUACAUGUCUGGUGGAUGGUAAAAGAAUUCGAUCUGCUAGGAGUCGUUCUCUUCGCUGGGGGCUUUGUUAUAUUCCUUCUCCCAUUUACUCUAGCUACUACAGCGCCCCAUGGUUGGCAAUCCGGCUAUAUCAUUGCGAUGACCGCAGUUGGCCUAAUUCUCAUCAUACUCUUUGGCUUCUAUGAGACAUAUUUAGCACCAGUCCCGUUCUUAAACUACAAAUUCCUCACGGACAGGACGAUUCUAGGGGCAUGCCUUCUGGACAUGACAUAUCAAAUCUCUUACUUCUGUUACGCCUCCUAUCUCACGUCCUUUUUACAAGUGGUAUACGAUUUAGACGUUGCAACAGCGGGAUACGUGGGCAACACCUUUAGCGUGGUGUCGUUCGUCUUCUUAUUUGUCGCUGGCUGGCUUAUUCGUGUGACCGGUCGCUUUAAAUGGAUUCUGUGGAUCUGUGUUCCACUUUAUAUCUUCGGGUUGGGUCUUAUGAUUCACUUUCGUCAGCCUAGGGGAUACAUUGGCUAUAUUGUCAUGUGUGAGAUUUUCUUCUCCGUUGCUGGCAGUAUUUUCAUUCUCUGCGUACAGCUAGCCGUUCUUGCUUCAACUGACCACCAACACGUCGCCGCUGUGCUUUCCUUGUUAUUUGUCAUGGGUAGUAUCGGCGACGCCGUGGGAAGCGCAAUCUGUGGAGCUAUUUGGACAAACACCUUUUUGCCGAAACUGAAGAAGGAACUACCGGAAAAUUCCAUGUCGAAUUUAUAUAUGAUCUAUGAAAGUCUCCCUGAACAACUCAGCUACCCAGUUGGAAGCCCCACGCGCGAUGCCAUUGUGAAGGCCUACGGCUAUGCUCAGCCCAGGAUGAUUAUUGCUGGUACGGCAUUCAUGGUCUUGGGGUUCAUUUGGGUUAGCAUCAUGAAGAACCUGAACGUCAAGAAUAUGACCCAAACCAAGGGUAAUGUGUUUUAA
Talaromyces rugulosus is the source of this 1779-nucleotide messenger RNA. RefSeq lists its product as uncharacterized. The record is from RefSeq and is a predicted model, not a curated record. Gene Ontology annotation, biological process: transmembrane transport. The coding region runs from base 1 to 1779 and encodes 592 amino acids. The transcript has 4 exons. NCBI's taxonomy places the organism in Eukaryota, Fungi, Ascomycota, Eurotiomycetes, Eurotiales, Trichocomaceae. Gene Ontology annotation, molecular function: transmembrane transporter activity.